AUGAGCACCAUCGAGACUGUCACUCAGCACCCUGAGAUCACGGCGGAGAACGUCCUGCGCCUCUUCCCCGAAGUAAACACCACCCUCAUCGGAGGAUCGCACAACUCGGCCACGAGCGACAAUGCGCUCCAGGGCUACGACGAGGAGCAGAUACGGCUGAUGGACGAGGUGUGCAUCGUGCUGGACAACAACGAUAUCCCAAUCGGCAGUGCGACCAAGAAGCUCUGUCAUUUGAUGGAGAACAUCGAUCGAGGCCUCCUUCACCGUGCAUUCUCCGUCUUCCUCUUCGACUCCCAGAACCGUCUCCUUCUUCAGCAGCGCGCGACCGAGAAGAUUACAUUCCCGGAUAUGUGGACAAACACAUGCUGUUCGCACCCGCUAGGCAUACCGGGAGAGACUGGCGUUGGUCUGCAAGAAUCGAUCCAGGGCGUGCGUCGCGCAGCAGUGCGCAAGCUGGACCAUGAACUGGGCAUCAAGGCCGAACAAGUGCCCAUAGACGACUUCAAAUUCCUCACCCGGAUACACUACAAGUCGCCUAGUGACGGCAAGUGGGGCGAGCAUGAGAUUGACUACAUCCUAUUCAUGAAGGCCGAUGUGGACCUGAAUGUCAACCCCAACGAGGCCCGCGAUUCAAGAUGGGUGUCCCAGGAGGACCUCAAGACCAUGUUCCAGGACAAGUCGCUCAAGUUCACGCCGUGGUUCAAGCUCAUCUGCGAAAGCAUGCUUUUCGAAUGGUGGGACCACCUCGAUUCUGGUUUGGAGAAGUACAUGGGAGAGACAGAGAUUCGUCGCAUGUAA
Alternaria postmessia is the source of this 798-nucleotide messenger RNA. It is a transcript of the gene IDI1, whose product is annotated as isopentenyl-diphosphate delta-isomerase idi1. Gene Ontology annotation, molecular function: isopentenyl-diphosphate delta-isomerase activity. Bases 1 to 798 code for a protein of 265 amino acids. The transcript is spliced from 3 exons. NCBI's taxonomy places the organism in Eukaryota, Fungi, Ascomycota, Dothideomycetes, Pleosporales, Pleosporaceae. Gene Ontology annotation, biological process: isoprenoid biosynthetic process; isopentenyl diphosphate biosynthetic process. The record is from RefSeq and is a predicted model, not a curated record. Gene Ontology annotation, cellular component: cytoplasm.